Messenger RNA from Vicugna pacos (alpaca), 4439 nucleotides. The record is from RefSeq and is a predicted model, not a curated record. NCBI's taxonomy places the organism in Eukaryota, Metazoa, Chordata, Mammalia, Artiodactyla, Camelidae.
GUCCUAAGGCUGUUGGUUUCUCUUCUAGCUGGUUCUAGUGAGCCCUACAUCAGAGCAGUAUGACAGCCUACUUCGGCAAAUGUGGGAGAGGAUGGACGAGGGAUGCGGAGAGACCAUAUAUGUCAUUGGGCAGGGAUCAGAUGGGACCGAGUACGGGCUGAGUGAAGCUGACAUGGAGGCCUCCUACGCCACAGUGAAGAGCAUGGCAGAACAGAUAGAGGCUGAUGUCAUCCUCCUGCGGGAACGUCAAGAAGCUGGGGGCCGUGUGCGCGAUUACCUAGUCCGGAAACGAGUAGGAGACAAUGACUUCCUGGAAGUCAGGGUAGCAGUGGUGGGCAACGUGGAUGCUGGCAAAAGUACGCUUCUGGGGGUCCUGACCCAUGGAGAGCUGGACAAUGGCCGAGGCUUUGCCCGCCAGAAACUCUUCCGCCACAAACACGAGAUUGAAUCUGGUCGCACCAGCAGUGUGGGCAAUGACAUUCUGGGCUUUGACAGUGAAGGCAAUGUAGUGAACAAGCCAGACAGCCACGGUGGCAGCCUGGAGUGGACAAAGAUCUGUGAGAAAUCCACUAAGGUGAUUACCUUCAUCGACUUGGCUGGCCAUGAGAAGUACCUGAAGACCACUGUGUUUGGCAUGACGGGCCAUUUACCUGACUUCUGCAUGCUCAUGGUGGGCAGCAAUGCUGGCAUUGUGGGGAUGACCAAGGAGCACCUGGGCUUGGCAUUGGCACUCAAUGUGCCUGUCUUUGUGGUGGUCACCAAGAUUGACAUGUGUCCUGCCAACAUCCUGCAAGAAACUCUGAAGCUGUUACAGCGCCUGUUGAAGUCACCGGGCUGCCGGAAGAUCCCUGUGUUGGUGCAGAGCAAGGAUGAUGUAAUUGUAACGGCCUCCAACUUCAGCUCUGAGAGGAUGUGCCCAAUAUUCCAGAUCUCCAACGUUACAGGCGAAAACCUAGAUCUGCUGAAGAUGUUCCUCAACCUCCUGUCCCCUCGCACCAGUUACCGGGAGGAAGAACCUGCUGAAUUUCAGAUUGACGACACCUACUCUGUCCCAGGUGUAGGAACAGUGGUGUCGGGGACAACACUGAGGGGCCUGAUCAAGCUGAAUGACACACUGCUGCUGGGCCCAGAUCCCCUGGGUAACUUCCUGUCCAUUGCUGUCAAAUCGAUCCAUCGCAAGCGCAUGCCUGUCAAGGAGGUUCGAGGGGGCCAGACGGCCUCUUUCGCACUGAAGAAGAUCAAGCGCUCAUCCAUCCGGAAGGGCAUGGUGAUGGUUUCUCCACGCUUGAAUCCCCAAGCAUCCUGGGAGUUUGAGGCCGAGAUCCUCGUCCUCCAUCACCCCACCACAAUUAGCCCACGUUACCAGGCCAUGGUGCACUGUGGGAGCAUCAGGCAGACGGCCACCAUUCUCAGCAUGGACAAGGACUGUCUGCGCACCGGGGACAAGGCCACAGUGCACUUCCGCUUCAUCAAGACCCCCGAGUACCUGCACAUAGACCAGCGGCUGGUGUUCCGGGAAGGCCGCACCAAGGCUGUGGGCACCAUCACCAAGCUUCUCCAGACCACCAACAACUCCCCAAUGAACUCCAAGCCCCAGCAGAUUAAAAUGCAAUCGACGAAAAAGGGUCCCCUGAGCAAACGAGAAGAGGGGGGCCCCUCUGGAGGGCCAGCAGUAGGGGCACCCCCACCUGGAGAUGAAGCUUGCUCUCUAGGGGCUGCACAGCCAGCUGCAUCCAGCAGUCUUCAGUCACAGCCCAAGCCCGGCAGUGGGGGCCGGCGACGAGGGGGCCAGCGUCACAAGGUGAAGUCCCAGGGGGCCUGCAUGACUCCUGCCAGUGGCUGCUGAAUGUCCCCAGCCCCCCUCCACCACCCAAGGGAUCCUCGUGCUCUGGCCACUGCUCCACCAGAUGGGCCAGAGCCACUCUGACCGCCACUCGCUCUCCCCUAGGCCACAGCCGGACCCUCGCCAUUCCCCCGACCCCCGUUUUCCAGGGGGGCUGUAAUUUAUAAGCUGAGGAAGGUGGUCAGACUUGCAGAGGACUGACCAUCUCCCACCCUGUUCCCUGCCUUCUUCCUCACACAUUUUUUGUACAUCGGGGCCCUUAGUUUUUAUUCUUUUUAUUAUAUAUCUGUCUCUCUCUCUCUCUAGUGUGUGUGUGGUUGUGUGUGUGGGAGUGUGUGAGGUGCAGAAGUGCGGCCGUUCAGGGCCCCGGCAGUCUUCUUCGCCUCCUCCGUGGCUGGCCACCAGCCUCCAUGAGCUAGCUGGCUACCUGUCCGUCUGUCUGUCUGUUUCUCUCUGUGAGAACCUUUCAGGGCUGUUGGGAGCUGAAGAGCACCCUCCUUCCCUGUGCUCACUCUCCUCUGCGCCUGGAGCCCCACCUUGGAGCCGGCCUCGGGGCUCCCAGGUGACAUGUCUGCUGCUGCCAGAGCAGGGAGCCUUCCCUCUGAGACUUGGGGAUUUUAGCAGAGUGGAGAGUGGUGGUUCCUCUUUUCUCUUUCUCCCUCUUGUUCCCCUUAAACCCCAAAAGAGAUAAUGCCAAAAGCUCUUAAGUUGUAACCUGUAGAUGUGUGGAGGGUGUCAGUGAUUGGAUUGUAAGACCCUCCUUGCCCCUAACUCUGACCGUUGCCACUGACCCAAAGACAGCUGGUGGCUUUUCUUUCCCCUCGGAGACAAUCCUUUGUUUGCCUGGCUGGCUGGGGCUACUCUUGCUCUGCUGAUUCUGCUGAGCUGCCUCGUCCCAGGGCAGCCUCCUGCUUGAACUUCAACUCUGAUUCUUGUUGGGCCUCGGGGCACUGAUGACCAGGACUGGGGUCUGUCUGCUCAGGGCUGUGCUCACUAGCACCUCCUUUAGGUAGGAGUGCCAGCUGUUCCUCUGAGCCAGGUGGGGACUGGAGCCCCUCCUUCCCCACAUCACCCCAGCAUGGCUGCUACAGGAGUAAACAGUGAAUGGCCUGAGCCCCAGAUUCGGAAGCCUCAAUUGAGGGAGGGCAGGUAGGAGGUGGUUAAAAAAGACUUCCAGACUAUAAGCCCUCUGGAAGAAUCAUUGCCUGGGGUGGGGGUAGUGUUGCCCAGGCCAGAGAUGGCAACAUGGGCCCCAAACCAGCCUGGUCUGCGCUGUAGAUUGACGCCCUCACUUUAGAGUGGGCUGACGGGCAGAGAUGUGUUCUUUCUCUAGCCUCGGCAGACACCCAAAUGGCUGGGUCCUUCCUCAGCCUCACCUCCCUUCCGUCCCCAACCCUUCACCAUUCUUCCUGCUUCUGGACUGCUGGUCCCCUCUCCUCCCCUCCUAACUAUUUCUAGUUACCAGUGACCUGUGGCCAUGGACCCACCAGACCAGCACACAAAAUAAAAGUUUGUUCCAAGUUGACGGUGUUGUGUUCCCUGCCCGGCCCCUCCAGGUGGAGGUGCUGCCCUGGGGAACUCUUGCUCUGCCUGCCCUAGAGCCUCCAGCUGUGGGCUGGGCCGGGAGGAGCCAGCUUCUCCUGUCAGGCAGGCAUGGCUUCAAAACCCAGGCUCCUCUGCCAGCUGUAACACAGGACAAGGUGCCAACCUCUGAACCUCAGUUUCCUCAUCCACAGCAAGAGGUAGAUGCCUACAUCAGGUUGUUGUGAGGAUCCACUGUGAAAAUGUAUGUGAGGCCCUGAUGUGUCCGGCACAUGGGAGGUACCUGGUGAAUGGUCACCACACUGCUUAUCACUGACACUGGCUCCCAACUCCAUAGCAGAGGCUGCAACUCGGGGGACAGGCUCAAAAGGAGAAAUGUGGCACUGACACGUCUCUGCUGUGUAGCUGGGCUGUGCCAGGCAUUUCCUUCACUUCAUGUUUUUUGAUGCUCACAGCUACCAUCUGUGUGGCAGUUGGCAGUAGUUAUGUUUUUCUAGUUAAGGAAACUGAAGCUCAGAGGAGCAGCGGAGUGCCCCCAGCCUCUAGCCAUUCCCAGUCACCCUCUCCAGCGUGUCCUCUGGCUCUUCCUGGUUCCUUUGUCUACCGGUUCUUUCCCUCUUGCUUUCUGACUCUGGUUCUGCUUACAGGGCUGCUGCCCACCGGUGCCUUCAUAGCAGGAGUUCCAGCGUUGAAUAACACCCCUGCUCUCUGUCCCUGUGGUGGCUGCUGUGGAAUUUGUGUUUCCACAGGAUUUGGCCUUGUGGGACCUUGGACCAGGCAGAACUGCAUUUUGCCCCUGUGAGCAUAACCACUUUCUUUACAUUUGGAACCUGUGGCCUACACCCUGGCCCCCCCCUCAGACACUCAGGAGGUCAGUCUGGAUCUCUGUGGUCACCAGGCCCACACCUGCUAGCCAGGGGGCUGACUACGGCAUAUUAUUGUCAUUAGCAGGGACUGCAAAGGUCUCAUGUGGGUCUCAGCCCUAUGAACUAUCUAUUUGGAAUGAAACACCAGCCCUUUUAUAGUUGACAAAUAAAAUUGUUAAUCCAAUCAU